Molecule: messenger RNA, 847 nt
Organism: Gilbertella persicaria
Lineage: Eukaryota; Fungi; Mucoromycota; Mucoromycetes; Mucorales; Choanephoraceae
Exons: 2
Coding region: 406-645 (79 amino acids)
Cellular component (GO): fungal-type vacuole membrane; vacuolar transporter chaperone complex
Source: RefSeq, a predicted model, not a curated record
UUUUUAUUCACCACAUCAUAGGCAUGACUUUUGGCUAUGAUGUCUUAUAGUAUCUUUAGGAGACUGUCUUAUACGGAAAGAUGUGGGCAGUUGAUGGGUAAGCAAUUUACCGAGGACCAAUUGAGUGAGUUCCAACAUGGACAAUUCAUUUUUACUAGUCAGUAUUUAAACAUGUUUUGCCAUUGUCAGAUAGGGUUCAUAUAUAUAUAUCGAUAUCAACGUUACAACUUGCCUUUGUUUUCAUUUUUUCUCCCCUAAAAUAUGUCCUCUUCACAACCUGUAUUGGAGCCACCUAGUAAAUGAAUUGCAUUACCUGUACGAGUUGAGCCUAAAGUGUUUUUUUUUGCUAAUGAAAGAACGUUUCUUUCCUGGCUUAAUUUCACUGUUGUAUUAGGUGGGCUUGCUAUGGGUCUUUUGAACUUUGGGGAUCGUAUAGGACAAUUAUCCGCCACCUUAUUUACAGUAACAGCCAUGUUUGUGAUGCUUUAUGCACUGUAUACAUUUCAUUGGAGAGCGACCAAAAUUAGAAAUCGUGAGACAGUCCCGUACGAUGAUCGCGUAGGUCCUACUGUGCUGUGUAUAUCCUUGUUCAUCGCAGUUGCUUUUAACUUUUAUCUGCGUAUGCAUUAUUCUCCUGCACAAUAAAUAAUAUAUAUGACAGGUGUCAAUUGGUAAAUUUUAUUCAUCGUGUAACACAAAAUGAGUCGUAACUUGUCAUGAAGACAAACUGUGUUGUUCAUGAACAUCUUCAAGUGAAUAACAAGGUCAAAUAGACUUUAAACAACUCAUUCUAUGGAAGGCAUACAGAAAAAAAAAAGAAAGGAAAAGAAAUACGCGUUGAUGACAC